AAAGUAGGCAAUGAUUCCAUAUACCGUUAUAUUCCAUUUUUAUCGGAAUCGCUUGGUCUUUUGUUAGUGCGUGAAUUUAUAUUAAGCCGUAGAAAUGCUCAACGUUUUAGACUUCGUGUUCCUGAAUCUCGCUAUCUCGGUGACUUUUACCGGUGUUUUAAUAAAAAAAUUCGGAGAUUAUGUUCCUGCUUUCAUAAAAAAAAGUUUCUCCUAUGGUUCCUUCGCUUAUCAAGGAUCGGAAGCGAACUUUUUACAAAUAAUUGAAAUACCUAAAGCUUACUACAGACAUUUUUAUUUAUUUUCGUCAAUUUUCAGUGUUUUAUCAUUAUUUUAUAUGAUAUUCGUUUAUUUUCUCGGCUUUAGUGUAAACGAAUAUCUCUUUACCGCAUUGAAUUAUAUUCUACUCGAAGAUCAAACCCCUGUAUCAAUCACAGCAGCUCUUUUGGCACUCUCUCUUCUCACCUUGCAAUGCCUACGGAGACUAUAUGAGACGUAUUAUUUACAAGUAUUUGCAAAGUCCAGCAAAAUGAACAUUAGCCACUAUUUCGCUGGAAUCAUACACUAUUUUGCAUGUAUAGUUGUGUGUGUUGGACAAGCACCACUGUUUUGUGGAAGUCAAAAUAGAGAAAAAGUGACAUGGAUUGAUACAAAAACUACAAUUUUAUUUGUACCCUGUACCUUAAUCUUCCUUUGGUGUUGGUAUGAACAGUAUCAAACAAACAUCAUAUUUGCAUAUCUCAGAAAAGACAAAAAAUCAAAUAAAAUUGUUACAGAAGACCAUCGUGUACCUAAUGGGAGAAUGUUUAAAUAUGUUUCGAGUCCCCAUAGAAUGUGUGAGAUAAUAAUGUACACUGUUUUAGUAUUUUUAAUAACAACAAAGACUUUUGUGUGCAUUUAUUUAUGGGUUUUGUCUAAUCAGAUACAAACAGGCAUCCAUGCCCAUGAAUGGUAUAAGAAAACAUUCAAGAACUAUCCAGCGAAGAGAACUGCAGUCUUCCCUUAUGUACUGUAAAGUAAACACUAAGUUACAAACAUGCAUUUUUUCAGCAAAUUUGUGAAACAGUAUUUGUUUCAGAGGCUUUAGCUACAAAUCAAUAAUUUAAAAGUUUUCUAAAUGUUGUUAAAUCUAUUUUCCCAGCUGUUUGUAUUUUAACAUGGUGUAUAUACAUUUGUGAUAUGAUGGUGGAUGU
This is a messenger RNA of Bombyx mandarina (wild silkworm), 1190 nucleotides long. Its product is annotated as polyprenal reductase. The record is from RefSeq and is a predicted model, not a curated record. Gene Ontology annotation, molecular function: 3-oxo-5-alpha-steroid 4-dehydrogenase activity. NCBI's taxonomy places the organism in Eukaryota, Metazoa, Arthropoda, Insecta, Lepidoptera, Bombycidae. Gene Ontology annotation, biological process: dolichol-linked oligosaccharide biosynthetic process; polyprenol catabolic process. Gene Ontology annotation, cellular component: endoplasmic reticulum.